Panicum virgatum (switchgrass) is the source of this 1622-nucleotide messenger RNA. RefSeq names its product rust resistance kinase Lr10-like. Gene Ontology annotation, molecular function: ATP binding; protein kinase activity. The record is from RefSeq and is a predicted model, not a curated record. Gene Ontology annotation, biological process: protein phosphorylation. NCBI's taxonomy places the organism in Eukaryota, Viridiplantae, Streptophyta, Magnoliopsida, Poales, Poaceae. The transcript is spliced from 2 exons. Bases 90 to 1445 code for a protein of 451 amino acids.
GAGUAGUGCGUGGCUGCUCGACCCAUCGAUCUGCUCCCACUCGUUCAUCAAUAAUCCUUUAAUUCGUCAGGUUCCUUCAGUUCUUGACAAUGUCAUUUAGCGGCAUUCCUGCUGAUGGUGGAAGCUCAUCAACCGACGAUUUCGGUAAACAAGCGUCACACACGUUCAACUCCUUCAUGAUCUAUGCCGUAGUUAUUGGGAUAAUCAGUCUCGGAGCGACCUGCCUGAUAGUCUACUUGGUCUACCGAUGCUUCCGCAAGAACGGCCUCCCGUCCAUCAACGUCAAGACGACCAGCACCGGCCGCGACGGCGGCGCGGGCGAGCCGCCGUCGCUGCCGGACUCGGUGAUCCGGAGCACCACCAUCGAGAACUUCCUCAACGAGAUCGCCCGCGAGAAGCCCGUCCGCUUCAGCGCGCAGCAGCUGGACGGGUACACGCAGCGCCGCGCGGCGGAGCUCGGCGCCGGCGGCUUCGGCGCCGUGUACAAGGGCAUGCUCCCCAACGGCCUCGACGUCGCCGUCAAGGUGCUGCACGAGCACAUGGGCGGCGAGGUCACGGAGCAGCAGUUCAUGGCGGAGGUGGGCACGCUGUGGCGGACCAACCACGCCAACCUCAUCCGCCUCAUCGGCUUCUGCUCCGACGCCGACGGCACCCGCGCGCUCGUCUACGAGUUCAUGCCCAACCGCUCGCUCGACAGGUUCCUCUUCGACGACCGGAGCCGCGCCGCGGCCGUCGGCCCCGCCGCGCUGCUCGCCGUCGCCGCCGGCGUCGCCAGGGGCCUGCGGUACCUCCACGAGGAGUGCCAGAAGAAGAUCAUCCACUACGACGUCAAGGCCGGCAACGUGCUCCUCGACGGCGCGCUCACCCCGAAGCUCACCGACUUCGGGGUGGCGCAGCUGCUCAGCCGCGCCGCCACGCACGCCUCCGUGCACGGCGCGCGGGGCACCCUCGGGUACAUGGCGCCCGAGGUGGUCCGCGUCGGCACGGCGGCGCCGGUCACCGAGAAGUGCGACGUCUACAGCUUCGGCAUGCUGCUGUUCGAGGUGGUCGGCCGGAGGAAGAACAUGGACAACAACGCGGCGGCGGCGGGGGACGACAGCGGCGGCCUCGACGGGUGGCUGCCGCUGAUUGCGUGGACCAGGUACGAGCGCGGCGAGCUGAUGGACCUCGUCAGGGAGUGCCACGCCGUGGCGGCGGCGGACGAGGAGCAGUGGAGGGAGGCGGCGGAGAGGAUGUGCAAGGUGGCGUUCCUGUGCGUGCAGCAGCGGCCGGAGGAGAGGCCGGCGAUGAGCGUGGUGGUGAGCAUGCUGGAAGGGCACUCCGACGUUCCUGCGCCGGCGUUUCCCUUCGGUUGGAUGAACCCUGGACCUCCCACUAAAGGCGCCUCAUCAUGGUCGUCUUCUUCCGCUUCCGGAAGCGAUCUCAUCAUCUCGGUGCAGAAAUGAACCCAACCCCCGAUAUGUCCAUUUUAUUUAUUUAUUUAUUUAUUUUGAGGCUAGAAUUGUAUUCUAUUAUCAAAGUUUUAUUAGGCUAAUCCCAGUUCAAAGUUUUAAUACACGAUUACGAAAAGUAACACGUCAUCAAAAGACUUUUGAAACUAUGGAUGAAAUGGGGUCUUCCAA